AUGGUGAUUCCGAGCACCCGGAAGGGGCACGGCACGACUGGACCCAACAGCUACAGUAACAAUCACCAUGAUGAGGUUGGCGAGACUUCAUUGCAGUUUUUUUUCCGCAAAUUAGUUUUUCAGAAAGCUUUCUUCAUUUUAUGAUUUUUAAGGUUGUUCAUGAAUUAUUCGAAGACGAUCAAGGUUAUCAUAGCUAUAAUUUCGAACUGAUGAAUUGGAGAAAAAAUGUGUUGCCUUGGGAGUGUUUGCGGAGCUUAACUUCUGGAAACAUUUCAUAAAUUUCCAUCCACUGAAAAAAAAACUCGUAACCAACUUUGAAAACUUUCUCACUGAAAAAGGGAAUUUUGCUCUUAUCAUAACUUCAGUGGCAUACAGAAAAAUCGGAUUAUUCCACAAACUCAAAAAUUUCAAACUAACCUUCAACAGCUUCGAAAGCAUUCCUGAAGUUCUGAACCAUUUUCGAUUCCUAAAAAUCCAAUAAAUAUAAAUCAUUCUAUAUUUUGAAUGAAAAGCUUAAAACUUGAUGAAUGUCUCGAAUUUCUGCACCUUCAUUUUUCAGACCGUUCACAGGUUUGGGCAGCAGCGACGGUCGGAGACUCUUGAACCCAAACCAGAGCUCAUUUCAGGUAAUUUCCCUCUGUUGUUUUUUUUUCAUCCGUUGAACUUUUUAGGAGCAGGCGAUACCGUUUUGAAGCUGAAUAUUGGUGGAAUGUCCUUCCGAAUAAGGAUGGUCAGCCUUUUUUCGAGAGCCACGGAUGAAAAACUCGUACAGUUUGCUCAAUUGGACCAUGCUCAGAGACUUGAGGCUUCAGAUGCUUACAUGAUGGUGAGUUUCAGAGAAAAUUCUUGAAGUCACUAUUAAAAAAUGAAGAUUUAUCUUUUUAGCAUGGCUUACUCUAUUUUUGAGUUUGUUUGCUUGAGUUAUCGCUUGAAACCUGAUAGAUGUCACUUUUUUGCGAAUUGCAGAUGUUACGCUCCAUAGAGAUAUAACAUGAGCAGUUAGCAUUCACUUAAGUGCUUGAAAAAUCUAGGCGCGAAGUUCAAAUAUUGCAAUAGCGCAAAUUUUCCUAGUCGAGUUUUUUUUUUUGCGUAAUAGCUGUGUUUCUGUGUUGAAUAGAGAAAAAGGAGAAUGAAAAAUGAAAAAUUGACUCUCUUAACGUCUUAUUGUUUUGCGCUCAAAAAAAAAAAAACGUUUCAAUCAAGUUUUUAUGGAUAAUUUCAAUAAUCUUCAUGAAAUACCAAGUUUCAAGGUUUUUUCGAUCUUUCAAAUACCUUCAUUUAUUUUUAAUUUUCGCUCUCAGGUGAAGUUGGUGUUCUCAUUGAGCUCAAAGAGAAUAACCUUUCUUGUUCUUAGAAGAGUUUUUUCUCCGAUAGUAAAAGAAAAAAUUUGGUCGGUUCAAGGACUCUUGCCGAACCAUGGAGGGCGGCACAAGCAUUUACUUUGGUUCAUGAAAAUUUGAUAGUAUCAUCCAAGAAUUAUUGGUUCAAAUGACGAAAAGUUUGAAUUGUUGCUGUACCGGAUACAAAUCUAGAAAUUUCAAAAAAAAAGGCCAGAGAUUUUGAACAAGCUCUCACUUGAAAUAGAGGAAAACUUCCAAGUCGUCUAAAUUUUAUCGCAUCUUUUUGAAAAUAAAAGAAUCAUAUUUUAUCGCAGCAUUUUUCAUCAAGAAAACUUCAGCCUCAAGAAGAAUACUACUUCGAAAGGUCGGCGAUCCUCUUCGAUGCCAUUUUCAAGUACUACGCGGCUGGACAGCUCCACAGGCCCUUGGACGUCUGUCCUCACGAAUUCGCCGCCGAGCUCACGUACUGGAAAAUCAACGAAAACGCCAUGUCCAACUGCUGUUGGCGAGGGUUCAACAUGUGAGAUUUUCCACGAUUUCUCUUCUUCUCUUUUCUAUCUCACUUUUCCGAAAUUCUUUUAGCGCUAGGAAGAAGGCUUAUCUCGAGAAACGGUAGGUUUGGCUGAGCGUGUUCCCAUGUAGCCAAUUCACUUUCAAAUAACACCGUUGUUUUCGUAAUCCUAUAGUGAUUGCUUGGAGGUUAUGGAAUGAGAAUCAAAGUUCUCGUUCGAAAUUCACGCCUCCUCGCGGUACUGUGUGCUAUUCACCCGUUUACAAUGAUUCGUAGCUUUUUAGAUUUUCCACUCACAGAAAUGUUUCGUGGAUAUAAAUUCAUUUUUCAGGAGUGCGUCCAUGGAAGAGCUGGUCACAAGUAAGAAAGAAAAGGUGAGAAAAAAUAAGAAAGUUUCUCAAUUUAUUCGAAAUUUUACGAGCUGAAAAUGAAUUUUGAAUUAGCCUGGAUAAACUCCUUUCAAUAUGAUUUAUUUCAAAAUCUAAAAUUUUCGACGACACUGAUGCCAUCGGAAUCAGAAUCGAGCUCAGAUUCUCAAAGAACUUUGAAUGAGACAAGAUUGAGCUAUGGAAAAACUUGGGAGAGCUUGAUAUUAAGCGUUUAUUGUGAAAAAUAUAAUUGCAAACACUUUUUCCAAUAUCAUAAGAUUGAAAAAAAUCGAUUCUUGAACGUGAAAAAUAAUUUUUCACAAAAAGCUCAAGGAUUAAAAAUAAACGAUAUGUAUGAAACAAAGUAAAUGAAAUAAAAAUAGAUGAAUAUUCCUUAAGCGGUGGCUAUCCAAAAUGAAAAUUUUGAAAACAAAAGUUAACAUGAUAAAUAGUUUUUGAACAAUUUACUUGGUGAAAAACGAAAAAAUUCAAAUGUUUAAGGUGGAACUCCGGGAUAGCACUACUCGGAUGCGAAUCCAUCAAUUCUGCGAAGGCGAUGGUUCACUUCUUUCAACUCUUUUCACAUUCGGAAGCAUUUCUUUUGUACUUAUUUCUGUGAUUGGCCUUGUUCUGGGCUCUAUACAUGACCUUCAGGUAUUUUUAUCUUCUCAGGAACUCUAAAAAAGAGUUUCUUUAGGUUCCAAUCAGAAAAAAAGGAUCGAAAUCUGAGCGCGUUGAUAACGUAACAGCAGGUUGGGCCUUUUCGACUUUUUUUUGGCAUUGAAACUGUUUCAAAAAAGGCUUUUCACGACAUAAUGCAAUAAUUUCAGAACCCACAGAAUACUCAGGUAAAUUAUUUUAACAACUAAUGCGAAUGGCCUUUUGAAGACUUUUCUGUUCUUUUCUGUGUUUUCAAACCUAACAAAGAGUACACAAAUUGGAAGAGGAUUGAAUAUUGCUGGAAACUUGCUGAAAACUCGCCUUUUGAAAAAUAAUGGCGCUUCAAAAAGCCGGAAGCUUUUUUUUUAUUGAUAUCUUAAAAGUUUACAAACUUUCAACAGAAACUUCUGAAAUGAAAAAAAAACAAAAUCGAAGAUCAUGUACUGUGUUGAACUAUGAAUAAAACCUCCUUCAAAAAAAAAAAUCAGCAAACUUCCAACAAGUUCCAAUCCUCGUUCCUUUGUGCAACUAUUUAAAAAUGUUUUCCUUAUAAUUUUUUCGGUUUGCUAAUAACCUGAGUUCCUCCCCGAAAUUCCUGAACUUUGUUUAACAUUGAAAAUCUCUUGUAACUGACGGUAAUGGUUUGGGUUACCCUGGUCGGUUGAGUUUUUCUCUUUUCCAUGAAGAAUUGCGUCCACAGGAUUGGAAUGAUCCCCCUUUUUCAGACAGAGCCACCAACUUCCAAUUAAGUGAGCUUAUUUUGCUGUAAUUGCGCUAUUCAAAUUGUGCCACGCUUUUUCUUUUUUUCUUUUCUUUUUGAUGACUUGGCAAGAGCAAAAGCUUUUUUGCGCAACUGACGCUUGAAGAGUUGACUGUGGACGUGAUUUGUUGGUACAUCUCUGUGAGUGGUUCUGUUUCUUUCAGUGAACGAUCCAAAUGUUAUCUGGGAGCCGCAUCCGAUUUUCGGCUACGUCGAGACAACCUGCAUCAUUUGGUUCACUUUUGAAUUUAUUCUCCGCUUGGCCGUUACCCCGAAACGGUUUGAAAUGAAUUUCGGUAAUUGAAAAAAGAGAAAAUUGUUAAAGGCUUCAAUUCCUGGUCGGCAUCAUGAACAUUGUCGAUUUGAUUGCGAUCGUCCCUUUCUAUCUUGAAAUGACUUUGGCUCUGUUCGGAAUCGACGUUGCCAGCCUCAGUGAUAUCAAAGGUAGUUUUGGUUUUUGUAUUCAUUGGAAAUAAAGUUUCUUGUUGAUUUAUUUUUAUCGAAUUUUCAAGGAAGACAAGUUAAAUGCCGUGUUCCCCGUAAUGUUAGCGAUUUCCAAAAACGCGUUUAUCGUUUGAAAUAAUUUUGCGUGAGAAAAAUUAGGGUUCCAGGAGCGGUUCAAAAAAGUUUUGUGUUUUAUAACGAUUUAUCGCGAGAUUACGCGAAAGUUUGAAUCUUUUAUUCAAAAAUGCUCAGAUAAUUUCAAAAUUUGAAGUUUUGCGUAAAAAAAUCCCUUUUUGGUGAUGGCCCAUGUUUUUUUGAACGGUUUCCGUAAUUACAAUUGCGCAUAAACGCAAAAUUAUUUUAAAAGAAUAACGUUCGUUUUUGAAAUUGGCGAAAUUACUAAACACCGCAUGAUACCAGCUUCCUGUAUCAUACUUCAUGAACCAAGCAUUCUGUCAAAAAUUUCCGCAAACAUCCAAAAAAAAAAAAUUAAUUUGAAACUAUCAAAAUGGAUUCUGCAUUGAAAAAAACUGUUGUCAAUUUCCUGCUCACAUAGAUUAUUUCUAAAAGAAGUAAUAUAUCAAAAAGAUACAAAUACUUAAUUUCCAGGUGCUCUAUUGGUAGUACGAGUGCUUCGAGUACUUCGAGUCGUACGGAUUUUGAAGCUCGGAAGGUUUCUCAACUUUAUUUAUUAAUCUCUCAUUAUUUUAUUGACUUCUUCAGGUACUCUUCCGGUAUGCGAACAUUCGCAUUAACUCUCCGCAGCUCAGCCCGGCAGUUGGGUAUGAUGGGAAUGGUGAGAAACGACUAGAAUUAUAACAUCGUUCUUAAUUUCUUCAGGUGCUCUCUACUGGCGUUGUAUUUUUCUCCACGUUGCUGUAUUUCGUCGAAAAAGAUGAAAAAGAUACGCCCUUCACUUCGAUUCCCGCGGCUUUCUGGUGGUAAGUUUUUUGAAAAACAAAUUUAGAUAGGAGAGAUCAGAAGAGAGGAAAAUUAUGCAUAAUUUAUGUUUUCAGGGCUAUCGUCACAAUGACAACAGUGGGCUACGGCGACUACGUCCCAGUCACUAUUCGUCAGUUUUUUUCAGAGAAAAAAACUAGCAAAUUAUUUGAGAGAUAGAAUAAUAGAGCUUUUUUUGUUUUUCAAGUUCAAAAAUUGAAGUUUCGAGUUUUAAGGUUUCCGAUUUCCGAAAGGUUAUCCGAGCACCCUACCUUCGCACUAAAAUCAAUAUUGCAGUAUGAUCUAUGGCAAAAACUUGAAAAAAACAAGACGAAAUUAUGUGGGGAAUAUUGGAACUAAAAACAAUGCUAAUUCUGCUUUGGGAUUGAAAAAGUUUGAUCCAAAAAUAACUUUGGAAAACCGAAAAACUAUUCUGAAAUAUUUUUUUCAGCCGGCAAACUAAUCGCGAGUGGAGCGAUUAUCAGCGGAGUGCUGGUUCUCGCUCUGCCCAUUACAAUUAUCGUCGACAAUUUCAUGAAAGUUUCUGGAAAGUAAGUUUUCUGAAGGAAGAAUAUUAUUUCCUUUUUUUUUGAAUCGCUUUUGCAAGUUCCAAUUUUAGCAUUCAUUGCUUUUAGUGUGAUUUGCUAACAGCUUGUGCGAUGUGUUUGAAAACUUUUUUUUCAGUAUUGAUGAGUAAAUGCUGUAUGAAUUUUUCGUGGGUAAGUUCUCAAGUUGCGCCGACCCCUAUCUAUCUCUUUAAGCACAGGAAAAAGACUUUCGUGCACCUUUUUCAAACAAAAAAGUUUACUUUCUUCUUUGAAGCUAUCAUUUUGUUGUUUUUUCUUGAUCUUUUUUGAUCUUCAAAACUUCUCCUUCUUUUGAUCUAUCGGCUUGCAUGGUUCCGUUAAGAUUAUUUUAAUCUUCUCAUACGCAAAUAUUAGUUUUAGAAACAAUUUUAUCGCAUUUUAAUGGUGCUACGCAAAAGGACUUCGAACUAACCUCACAAAUUCAACAUCAGAAAGAGAGAAAAAUAAUAAAAACAAGUAGAAAUUAUUUUAAAAGUUCUUCAUCAUACUUUUGCAUCCUUAUUUAUCGACAAUUUGUUAUUUUGUCGCUUUAUCUUGAGUUUUUCUACAUUUCCCCACAACAGCAAACUUUCAACUAACCCCAACAAAAUGAAGAGUUUUGAUCAACUUGAAAAAUGUAUUCUUCCAAAAAUCCAAAUAAUUCAGUGUGAACGCCAACAUUUUCUCUUCACACGCCCAGCCGCCGCACGAAGAGGAACGUUGA
Molecule: messenger RNA, 6312 nt
Organism: Caenorhabditis auriculariae
Lineage: Eukaryota; Metazoa; Nematoda; Chromadorea; Rhabditida; Rhabditidae
Source: the annotation of a GenBank genome assembly